CCUCCUCCCCCGGGACGGCGGGAGAGCUCCGGUCGCGGUCCUGCCGAGGCUGCGGAGCGCGGGGACCCCUCCGGCCGGGCCGGCCCCCCCCGCCACCCGUCCCCGGUGCGCUCCCCCCCGGGCAGCAUGAAGGGGUACCUGGACCAGCAGGUGCCUUUCACGUUCCCGCAGCAGCCCCCCGGCCAGGCUGUGCUGGGAGCGGGGAAGAUCCCCGGUGAGCCGGGCGUGCCGCCGCCGCAGGACUCGGAAGAGCUCUUCCAGGACUUGAGCCAGCUCCAGGAGACCUGGCUGACUGAAGCUCAGGUUCCAGACAGUGAUGAGCAGUUUGUGCCUGACUUUCAUUCAGAAAACUUAGCUUUCCACAGUCCUCCUGCUCGGAUCAAAAAGGAGCCGCAGAGCCCCACCCUGUCCUGCAGCCACGAGCAGCUGUUCCAGCCCCACAGCGAGCAGUGCCUUUACACCAGUGCCUACGAUCAACCCAGACGAGUUGGAAUCAAGUCCCCCAGCCCAGGAAUCCUGACACAGUCACCACUCCCACAGUUCCCUGGACAGGACAGGAGCUUCCCGACCCCUGUGGGGCCACCCCACUCCACAUCCAGCUGUGGAUACCUCAAUGAAAACAGCUCUGCCUAUCAGCCACCUGGGGAGAUGUGCCAUUCUUUCCCCUCCUCCCAAGGCAUGGCCCAGGAAGACCCCAUUGCCUACCAGUGCCAGCUGUCCAAGCCCUCAUGGGGCUUCAAACAGGAGCACCAUGACCCACGAUACGAGCAAGAAAGCCAGGCAGGCUCCAGCAGCCACCAGUACCCAGCAGCUGUGGUGGUCAAGCAGGAGCAGGUGGACUACAUGUACGACUCAGAUGUUCCUGACUGUGCUUCCAUGUACAUAAAUGUUGAGAGCUAUCCAAGCCAUUCAAACACAGAAGACACAUUGGGUUGCAGCUACAACAAGCAGAUGAAGUCCUUUACUGAUGAUGUCUGCGUUGUUCCAGAGAAAUUUGAAGCAGCAGACAUCAAGCAGGAAGCUGGAGGAUACCGGGAAGGACCUCCAUACCAAAGGCGGGGAUCUCUCCAGCUCUGGCAAUUCCUUGUGGCUCUGUUGGAUGACCCGACCAAUUCCCACUUCAUUGCCUGGACUGGCAGAGGGAUGGAGUUCAAGCUGAUUGAGCCAGAAGAGGUGGCCAGGCUGUGGGGGAUCCAAAAGAACCGUCCAGCCAUGAACUAUGACAAGCUGAGCCGAUCCCUUCGCUACUAUUACGAAAAAGGCAUCAUGCAGAAGGUGGCUGGGGAGCGCUACGUGUACAAGUUUGUGUGUGAGCCCGAGGCUUUGUUCUCGCUGGCCUUCCCCGACAACCAGCGGCCGGCGCUGAAGGCAGAGUUCGAGCGGCAGAUCAGCGAGGAGGACACGGUGCCCCUCUCUCACCUGGAUGAAAAUGCCACUUACCUGCCAGACUUUGGGAGCUUCCCUCCACAGCUUUACAGCAAGGGCUACACGUACUAGCCCUGGUGACAGCACGGUGCUGUGGAUGUUGGUUCCAUACGUGGCUGUGGGUAGGAGGUAGCUGGUUAAGUGGUCAGGUGGUAUCAGCAUUUUUUCAGGCCAGCACUAAGCUAUGAAUACCUGCGUUGGUCAGGACAAUGUUCAGGUGCACGUGUGGAUGAUCACCUCUCAGCAGUGUGCCUGUGAUUAGACCCCUCCUGUGUGUCAGGACGGGACACAUCCUUAGCCAUGCAGACACAUCUUCCAAGCAGUGGAGCUGCAGCUUCAGCAGCACCGGUGCCUCCAGCUGGAUCAAACACCCUGGUGCAGCCCCUCUCGUUGGAGAGGGAGGGGAUGCUGUCCCACUGGGCUUUUUUUUCAGGUAUGAGAAUGCUGCAAGGCUGCUGCUGACUCUAUUCCUCCAGUUCAUGUGCUGAACCUCUGUGGAACCUGCCCUCAGCUCUGACCACAGGGACUCACCUCUGGAAGGCCAGUCUUGCCUUCCCAGGAUGGCUGCAGGGUGGUGGUCACAGAUCUUAUAGUGAAUGUGCCUGCUCCUGCCUGUGAUCACCUCCUUGCUCAUUCUAGGGCUUUCUGGUAUUCAGGCACUCUGAGCAGGGGCGCUGGAAGCACUGGCCAGGGUUAGAGCAGUCCUGGAGAACACAACACACCACCAUUCAGGGGAACUGGAGAGGUGCCUGAUUGCAUUGGUCUGACACAGGUCAGAACCAUGGCCAGUUAGAGGGAUUGUGGGAAGCAGCAAGGCCUGAGACACCAGAUUUUCCAAACCGAACCACUUCUUCAACAAACAUCCUCAGGAUCUUUCAAGACCUGUCAGGCUCUUGAGUGUGCCCAUCCUGGGCUUGGCCAGAAAAUCACCCGAGGCAAGACAAGAACCUGGUGGAAGGUGUGAUAAAAAUGCUGUACAAAGUAACCUAAACCAUACAUAGAUCUUAAUAUUGGAAUUCAGUCUUGAACUCCACAAAUCUUUGCAUGUUUGAGGGGAAAUCCUGGUAUGUUGAAAAGGCAGCUCCCUCUGCAGGACUGACAGGUUUUCCCCAACAGUGAACAUUUAUAAUGAGUACCACAUCCUUAUUAAGAGAUGUCUUUAAUUUAGCAGCUCCAACCACGUUCCCAAUUAGACAAGGAGCAGUACAGUGUACCCAUACAGAAAAAAACUUGUUUCCUACUGCUUCAUAAUGAUUUUUCAGCUGCUGAAUACAGAGCAUUGCCAACCCCACCAGCACGGUAGCCUGUGGAGAAAAUUCUGCAUAUUGACUGAAAGCCUGAUUUCCCCCAGUGACUCUCCCCUGCAUGGCUAAUGCCAACCCUCCCAGCCUUGUCCCCGAGCAAGAGAGCCAUGAAAGGCAGCACUCCCUGCCUGAGGAGAGGCCAGAUGCUCAGAGCAGCCUGUCCUGGGUUCUGUGCACUCCAGAGACUUGGUGUUCUGGCAGCUCCUGCCCCUCCUGCCCUGCCCUGUGCCCACCCACCCACCCACCCAGCAUCCCAGAAGCGAGGGUGAAGAACCACCCUUGGCUAUAAGCUGCCUUUACUAUUUAUGAGUGUAAAAAUACUAUAAUUAAUAAAUUGGUCUACAUCUUUUGGCCAGUGCAACUUCAUUGAGCCCCUGACUGGUCCUCCCUUCCCUCCUGAGCUUGCUUUUGCACAGCUCCUUGGCUUGGCACCAGCUUGCAGCUUUGGGCAGCUGAUCCAGAGGGCUCAGGGGUGCAUGUUUACUUCUGAAUCGUGAUGGGAGUUCAAGAAACGAACACUCUGCUCCCUUGACACGCUCACAGGACCAGGCCUGAAAGAUCACAGUGAAAUAUGUGACCUCCAGCUGCACCUGGUGUCAGGGGAACAGUUCUCUGCAGCUGCAGAGAGCACCUCCCACGCUCCACACUGAGCCAAGCUCCACGGUUUUAAUCAGCUUUUUCCCUGAAUUUCAGCUCUGCCUCAUGCAGCAGCACUUCCAGGGGAAGUGAGCAGGUGCUCACAAGUGUUUAGCUAGACUGAGAGGCAGCUGACAGGGUGGAGGUAAAGAGAGAAGUCAUAAUUUUCUCCUGAUGGUCCUGGAAAUGGCCAGGAGCUUCCAGAAGGAAGAUAAGCAGCUCCCAC
Messenger RNA from Myiozetetes cayanensis, 3591 nucleotides. It is a transcript of the gene ETV4, whose product is annotated as ETS variant transcription factor 4. The record is from RefSeq and is a predicted model, not a curated record. Gene Ontology annotation, cellular component: nucleus. Gene Ontology annotation, biological process: cell differentiation; regulation of transcription by RNA polymerase II. The transcript is spliced from 12 exons. Lineage: Eukaryota; Metazoa; Chordata; Aves; Passeriformes; Tyrannidae. Gene Ontology annotation, molecular function: sequence-specific DNA binding; DNA-binding transcription factor activity, RNA polymerase II-specific. Bases 127 to 1497 code for a protein of 456 amino acids.